AUGACUUCCCUCUCCUCCACCCUUCAGAGACCGGCGUUCACAUUCCUCAUGCCACCUAGUCCCAGUGAUGGUCGCCGUAGUGGCGCGGAUUACCGCCCAAGCAUCCGCAAGGCACAAGGCCAUGUGCCAGCCUGCCUGGUCAAUGCUUCGGUGACGUAUUGCAAUAAUGACCAGAUCUACGCUUUCGGCGGCUUUGAUCAGUACACGGAUGAAGUUUACAACCACGUCUUGCGUCUGAAUCUCAAUACUCUUCGGUGGGAACUGGUUGAUAACUAUGGUGACAUUCCCGGUGUCCGCAUGGGUCAUACGGCUACCCUCUACCAAGGUGACAAGUUGAUUGUGUUUGGUGGAGAAAAUGAACACCGCGACCAUCUAUCUGACGUUGUCAUCCUGGACAUCUCAACCUCUACCUGGACUCAGCCGGAAAUCCAUGGACCGAUCCCCCGAGGAAGGGCUCGCCAUGCUGCCGUCAUCCACGAUGAGAAGCUUUUCAUCAUGGGAGGAGUAACCGGAGAGAACAAUGUGAUCCUCGACGACUUGUCGUAUCUGGACCUGAAAACCUGGACCUGGUCUCGCACCUGGAGAUUCACGGCUCGUUUCGACCACAUCGCCUGGGUUUGGGGCGGCCGCCUCUGGAUCUUUGGAGGUCUCGAUCCUGACAUGGAACGUACAACGGAUAUCUGGUGGCUGGAUCUCAAAGGCAUUCCGUCUCUUGGAACGGCAACUUCACAAGGUACCGUGGAUUCCCCAGCGCCAACCAGCAGGAUUACUUAUAGUCCAGACGCUAUCUUUAGUAGCCCCCCGCAGCAGCUUUCGGGCCGGUCCGGCAGCUAUGCAGCGAAUUCCGGGAGUGUUCAAGUUCGCAAUGGCAAUCGUCGGAAACCGAUCGCUCCGGGCGCCAUUUCUUGUCUUCGGUUCAAGUCCGGCCCUCACGUUCCUGCACUGUUCUCUGGCACUCACUUCCAGGCCUAUGCAUCUGGGGUGCUCCUGGAUCUGAUUACUCCGUCCGAGACAGUGCGUACCUAUGAGUGCAACCUGUCAUCACUGGAUCUGGACGCUUUACGUUGGCAGCGGUUGGCUGACGGGCAGGAAAUCUUCAAGCCGGGCUUUAGAUGGCAUUAUUGCACUGUGAACGCUGACGGUACCAAAGCGUGGCUUCUUGGUAGUAGCCUCGACACCGGUGCCACUCCCGGAAAUAGUGAUGAGAAUAACAUGAGCGAGGUACUCUGCAUUGACCUUGAGAGAUACGGCUUGCUGGGAAACGAGCCGUCUGCCUUUUCGCCCAGUCAAAGCCGAACGUCGCUUUCCGAACCAACAGGGAUGGGCUCUUUGUCCGGUUUAGGAGCAGAUCUUUCGGCAGCGUUUGAUCAAUCACCAGAGUCCGGUAGCGGUGCAGACUUUAUCAUUACCGCUAAUUCAGACGAUCAGGUUGAGUCGGACGAUGAGGGGGACACCCCCACUUCACAAUCAGAGCCAGCCUUCCUCUCCCCCAACACACCUACUUCGCCUCCGAUUCAUGUGCACCGGAUCAUUCUGCAGCUGCGAUGGCCCCACUUCAAAAGGCUUUAUUCGGCUCAAAUGGCUGAAUACCAUGCAAACAGGAUGCACAUCCCCGAGCCGUACUCGGUUGUGCGUGCGUUUAUCUACUAUCUGUAUACAGAUAGCAUCGCCGGUCAUUUGGAGUUUUGUUCCGAUAUCAUCGACGUUGCGGGAAUGCUCGUCAUGGCGAAUAUGUACGACAUGCCUAAGUUGCGUUUACUUUGCGUCAAUCGCCUCAGCCGCGAAUUGGAUGUAGAGAACGCUGCAAUCAUCUGGGAGCGUGCAGGGCGCACGAACGAAGAGUGGCUGAUGCGUCGUGCCGCUCAAUUCUGCCUUGCCAAUUGGGGACGUGUUGUUCGGACCGAUGGCUUCAAGUCUCUAAGCCGGCAGAGUUUGAUUGAUCUGUGCGAGGUAGUCGACACUGAGGGUCGUAUUAUUGCCGGGCCCGAGCUGGAGAUGGCUGGAGCUUUCGGAGAAAAUAAGGAUUCGAAGCCUUCCCAAUUGGCCCUGAGCGGUGCUAUUGCUGACAAUAUGGAGGACAUUGAUGGUGAUGAUAUUGAUGGCAUGGAUAUCAUCUAA
Molecule: messenger RNA, 2118 nt
Organism: Aspergillus neoniger CBS 115656
Lineage: Eukaryota; Fungi; Ascomycota; Eurotiomycetes; Eurotiales; Aspergillaceae
Product: Kelch motif domain protein
Exons: 3
Coding region: 1-2118 (705 amino acids)
Molecular function (GO): protein binding
Source: RefSeq, a predicted model, not a curated record